Molecule: messenger RNA, 2154 nt
Organism: Diachasma alloeum
Lineage: Eukaryota; Metazoa; Arthropoda; Insecta; Hymenoptera; Braconidae
Exons: 6
Coding region: 990-1676 (228 amino acids)
Source: RefSeq, a predicted model, not a curated record
AUGUAACUCCAAUCCUCUGUGUACCUCAGUAUACCUGGAACGCGUCAGUUGUGAAUGUGUACCUUUGGUGGCAUUGGAGUGAAGCGUUGGUGCUGUAUGAAAAAGUAUUCCUAAUGCACGUUUUUAGUGUUUUAUUGUUAUCACUGAAUUUUUCACUGGAUUACAAGAAAAACGUUGAAAAAUUCUUUUGUGUUCUGUAAUGGAGAAAUUAAAGUGGAAAGAAAUGUAAGGGUCACUCGUGGAAUGAAAACAGUCGGAGAUCACCGGUAGUAAGGGGCGAAGUGGAAACGAUGCUGAGACGAUAUCACGGAAGUAGAGGUAGACUGAGGACAAACCGGUGGAGAUUUAAUCUUCAUGGGAAUGGCUCACAACGGGAGUGCUACGUUUAAAAAAACUGAAAGAAAUUCACGAAAAUUUGAAGGAGAUGAGUGAGUGAUAAAUGUGUUUCAAAAGACUGAAAAUUCAUCGAAAACGCAAAUGUAGAAUUCAGGGUAACAACAGAGAGGAAAAAAUAGUGAAAACAAUAUAAGGUAAUUUCGCUGGGGUGCAUUUAGCCCAGCGGAUACAAUAAAACGAAAAUCGUGGAAGGCCAUUCGCGAAAAACGGCGAGCCACUACGGGUAUCCAUAUCAAAAUUCUUGGGCGUGCAGCAACGGUCCGGCUAGUAUAUACGACUGCCCAACGAGCCCCGUAGUUCGUAUACCUCAACUCGAUGAGGACUACCGGCCCAUCUACUUUUACGUAGCUCAACCUUACACGAUCCCAUAUACUUUCGCAAAGAGGCCAAAGCAAUCGUCAUUACAGAAACCGGGUAAACAGCGUGGCAAUUAUCGUGUCAAAUUUUCGAAAAAAUUAAGUAGCGCGGAAUUUUCACAGAAAGUCAAGCAGGGGGAAUUCUCCAAGAGUCUGAAUCAGGUGCAAUUCGUUGAGGAUCCAGUACCAGAAAUCACGAGUUUUACAAAAUUCGAUCAACAUCCACGUGAUCCCACGAUGACGUCGAUGUUCCGUCGUGGUACAAUUUUCGCAACAUUCUUCCUGUCACUACUGGGUGGUGGUCUCGUGUGUGCAGCAUUAGUGACGCAGCACUGGAUUGACGCGAGACCCUGGAGAACACCAAAUCCCCAAGAGAGUGCUGGCCGAGUACACUUCGGUCUCUUGAUGGGAAAGAAAGAACUGAAUGUCGCAUACGGAUGGCGAACUUAUCAUAUAUCCGUUCCGCAGAUGAUCAAACUAGAUCCAUCAGUGAUGCACUGGGGUCUCUGGAUUUCUACCCUAGUCACGACGUCUUUUGCAUUGAUUGCCGCAGCCCUGUCGGCACUUUUAGCAGUAUUAAAUACCGCAACAACACCGAGAACUAAAAUUCUCUCCGUUCCCGGGGUUUAUUUAAUGAAUAUUUUGACACUUCUUCUUUGUGUGGCCAGCACCGCUACUUGGCUAGCCCAGUAUUAUGUAAAAUUAUACACAAAUGUUCUGCCAAAAGAAGACAUCAACAAUAUGUGGACCAGUGAAGGAUCUGCAGAACUCGGGUAUUCAUUUUGGCUCAUCGUGAGCGCUGGGGUUGUUCACCUCAUCAGCAUAGCAUUAGUCGGCUGGGGAUCAGGGAGAGCCAAAGACGAUCGUCUCGAACCUAUUCCUGCUCUUGAGGAGAAAACUGCUGCUGCCAUAAUGCUUUAUUAGACCACAAUUUAUUAUCAAAAUUAUCAAAAUUUUGCCAUUCAAGGACGAUUUCCAUUUUAAUCGCAGUGAUUCCGUCUGGAAAUCCCACAAACACGAUUGCCAAGUUGAAUUAAGCAUCAAAUGAUGCUAUUUAUGCCUAACGAUAUAUGUACAACUCUUUUCAUUAGAAUAAUUUAGUCAUGAAUUGACUUUUUCAAUGAUGAAUUGUUUGCCGCAAGUUGUAUGUGAUUAUCCCAAUUUUCUCUCUGGUAACUGCAUUCUUCCAUUCGUAUCGAGUAAAUACUUAUAUGAUACAUAAAGUGUGCGAAUCUGCUGUGCUUAGAUGAUGAAAUAAUGCUUUUGUGAAAACCUAUGUAAGACCGUGUAAAUAGAAAGUCCAAUGUGAGACAAUCAUUAUCACGUUCAGUAGAAUAAUUAAAUUAUUACGUAAAUGUUAGGAUUAUUUUUGGAGCUGUAUUUUUAUCUGAUAAUAAAAUAA